Molecule: messenger RNA, 1790 nt
Organism: Alexandromys fortis (reed vole)
Lineage: Eukaryota; Metazoa; Chordata; Mammalia; Rodentia; Cricetidae
Gene: Hus1b
Product: HUS1 checkpoint clamp component B
Exons: 1
Coding region: 960-1790 (276 amino acids)
Biological process (GO): mitotic intra-S DNA damage checkpoint signaling; double-strand break repair via homologous recombination; telomere maintenance
Cellular component (GO): site of double-strand break; nucleolus; checkpoint clamp complex
Source: RefSeq, a predicted model, not a curated record
UUAAAAAUCAAGCAACAAACUCCAGAAAAAGCCAUGAAAGUAAAAUUGACAUACAUACCGUGCAAGUUGAACCUAAGUUAUUCUUCCCAUCGCAUUGCUACAUACAAAAUAGAUUGUUAGGUAAUGGUGCUGGUGGGAAGUCAUGUUGAUAGAAUUUUCUCUACGACAGUUUGGUAACAUAGAAGAGGUUUAUGUGUACAUGGUAUGACCAGGAGCUCCCCUUUAAAUUUAAGCAAGUAAAUAUUGACAAUAUUGUGUAACAACUAUUCAUUGUUAGUCUAAUAAUAGGGCAAAAUUGGAUCGUGUGAGUUCCUCUUGUGGAAUAAUUACUUUAUCAGUAUAAUGGAAAAUCAAGCAGUCACAAAAAAUGAUAUAGACUUGUUUUUGUCUAGUGGUAUGGAAUGAUGUCCAUUAUAUAUGUAAUUUAGGUGCAAAUAUCAGGUUGUAAAGUGCAUGUCUAGUCUAAUUUACUUUGUAUGACAUGUAGUGACAUUUGCAAGUAAUGUCCAGAUUGAACAAGACUAUAUAUAUUUGGUAUAUGCAUGUACCAAAAUGUUUUUAAAAGGGCUGGUUAUCUCAAUGAUGCUUUAAAUUAUGGUCACACUGUAGAGUGUCCUUCUUAUGAGAUGACCGGAAGCAGUGAAGCAUUCAAAUAGGGCAGGCAGGUGGAGGUCGGGAGGUGAGGAUGGGCCCAGAGGCCAUCUUCCCAUAGCAUUUGCCCUAAGUGGCCUCAGAUGGAAGUGGGCCUGCACGCAGGUGGAACCCAAGUGUAGUCAGUGCAGGGGCUGGAGGGAGCGGAGGCAGGGCGCACCCCAGGCUGGGUAGGUGAGCCAGCUGCGCCCCGGGCCAGAAGGGUAAAACCGGAAGGGUAUGCGGGCUGCACCCGGGCCGGAAAGGUGAACCAGCUGGCUUCUCUGUCAGCUUUCUCUAAACAGUACUCCGCCUACCAGCCGGGCGCCAUGAGGUUUCGGGCCAGGAUCACCAGCAAGAGUGUUCUAGAACUCUUUAUCCAGGUCAGCGGCACCGUCACAAAGCUGGCGAAGGUCUGUGUGCUCCGCGUGUGUCCGGACAGGCUGUGCUUCUGCCCCACAGGCCUUCCUGGUGAGGCCCGGCUGUGGGGUGAGGUGAAGCGGGGCGUCUUCCACCACUUCUGCAUGGAGGGUGUUUCGGAGGAGUUCAAUGAGAUCUAUCUAGAGCUGAUGUCUGAGCAUCUGGCCAGAGCCGUAAAGAAUGCGGGCAGUGCUUCAUCCCUGAAGCUCCAGCUCACCAACAAGCUUCGUCCCUGCCUCACUGUGGUGGUGGAGCUGCCGUCGUGUCCUGGCCACACCCGCGCCAUGGUCCACGAUUUGCCUGUGAAGGUGCUUCCUAGAAGGUGGUGGAAAGAGUGCACCGAGCCCCGAGUUUGGGCCUCUGAUGUGAGUGUUUAUCUGCCAUCUUUGAAGACCCUGAAGAACAUGGUGGAGAGGAUGGCAAACGUGGGCGAUCGUGUGCUGGUGGAAGCAAACCUAAAUGGCAAAAUGAACUUGAGCGUAGAAACUGAUGUAGUGACAAUUAAAAGCUAUUUUAAAAAUCUUGGAAAUCCUCCAAAGGCUGUUACGGGUGCGACUCAAGGUGAAGACCCAGAGAACAUGGUGCAAGUGAGGGUGGACAAUAGGAAGCUGCUACUAUUUUUUGAAGGACAGCAGAUAAACCCCACGGUGGCUCUAUGUAAUAUUUUGAGCAAUACUCUGCUUCAUCUUGUUUUGGUUCACGAUGGUGUCUCUCUUCAGUAUUUUAUCCCUGCUUCAUAA